Dicrocoelium dendriticum is the source of this 2756-nucleotide messenger RNA. The record is from the annotation of a GenBank genome assembly. Lineage: Eukaryota; Metazoa; Platyhelminthes; Trematoda; Plagiorchiida; Dicrocoeliidae.
GAUCACUUCAAAAUCACCAAUAUAUCUGUCGAUGUUCAGCCUCCAACGUUGGCGAAGGACAUGGCAUUGUGCGUUCCGAAGCAGCCAUCUAGCCAAUCUACCGAAGACUGGAAUUCUUACGUUCGACGCGUAAUUUUGUCCGACCCCGAUGACUUGUGCAUUCAGGUCCGUUGGGCCAUAGACGGUCAGACUCGUGGUUUAGUCGGGUUAUUGGUGGUUGUGCUCGCUGAACGCCCUCCUGAUCGUUCAACUACCGUCAGGCAUCCACAGAAUAUGACCAAAGUAUAUGAAGGAAUUCAGAGAAGUUUGAAGGAUUGCAUCCGUAUGCUUUGGGUGCCGUGUGAUAAUUGCCUUGGACCGUAUUCGCUAAUAAAUGCACAUCAGCAAGUUUGGAAUCGACUGUUUCAACUGGUUGAUCUCUGUGACUCAACGUUUCGUGCUGAUGGACUAACGAGUCCGACUAAUCGGGGCCUUCUAGACUCUUCAUCGCCUUUCGCUAACACAAACUCACCUUCUCGGACUGAUGAACUGCUCAAGCUUCUGGCUCGAAGUACUACCACCCGAAUAUUGAUGAAUCAGACCACUGUCGAUUUGCUGCUGAAGGUAUCGAAAAACAUAGUCAUUGAAGAGGCAGAUCUCUCACUUCUAUCUCCGAGGUUUUCACGUUCUGCUGUUCAAUUUCCACCGCAACCCGCCGUGCAGAACAGGUUUCGUAUAACUGAUAUCGAGCAAGGUAUCGUACAGUUCUACAUGGUCAGCGCAAAUAAUGUGACUUUGCUCGCACACCAACAGUGGCGAUUGCCGUCCAAGGGUUCUGCAUCCGGACAAAUGAACGCUGGAGCUAUUGCCGGGUUGAUCUUCGGCAUACUUUUCGUCCUGGGUUUACUCGCUGCCCUGAGCUUGCUGAUUGUGUUCAACGCGAAACGCGUCAACCGAAUGCGUCACUCAGCCCUCCAACGGGUCGAAGAUUACGGCGGCUUAGCUGACUCUGACGAUGAGGAAGCUGCCAUGUGCUUGGAGAUGAAACAGCCCAUUCUGCCUCCAAAGAUUGCCAAGUUCCUUAUGCGUCCACCGGACCCCAUCUCUGUGCACGAAUUCACUUUGUGGUGUUCAAGGCAUUCGUUGAACGACUAUCAGUCAUUACGUCAAGAAUUCAAGCAUCUACAGAUCCACGCCAUGCGACAGGAACAGGCGAAACGGCUUACGCGUCAAGUUGGCCAACGGCCCGAAAACCGUCUACGUAACAAGUAUCGCAACCUAGUACCGUUUGAUCAUAAUUACGUCCAUUUGCUCAAAUCAUGGCGAAUGGUGGAUAUCAUCGGGCAACCGACACCCACCAACUGUCCAAUCGCGGAUGCGUCAGCAAAUCAUUGUGAGGCACCUCCGGUUGAGAAAGUUGAAACUGCUUCAUUGGACUCGGACAAUAAACUCUUGACUGAAGAGCACUGGAUUGCUUCGGACUAUGUCAAUGCGAGUCUGGUACCUGGGAGGGCACCGGGCAUUGCGUACUGUUUGGUUCAGUCGAAUCUGCUCCCUCGGACAUACAUCGCCGCUCAGGCCCCAGUGAAGCAAACUCGAGUCUUGUUUUGGCAAAUGAUCUGGGAUCAUGGGGUCAAACUAAUACUCACUCUUACUCGGCUCGUCGAAGGACCGAAGGAAAAAUGUGUUCAAUACUGGCCAGGCCCUGCUGAUGAUGCACCAUCCGGCACAGACUCCAGUGACGAGAAGGUGCUACAACUCGGUCACUUCACAAUCACCUUGCUUCAAUGCGUCUCCAAUGCGGCCGUUGUGAAACGGAAGUUCUCCGUGCAAAAUUCGCUGGUGAGCGGAGGCCCUCCUCGCAUUGUUGUCCAGCUACACAUGAUGCGAUGGCCCGAUUUCUCCGCACCAUCUCCUGUGGACUUCACUUCUCUCCUAUUCACCUACUGGACAGAGAGAAGAUGCACAAGCUCCGAUGCCCCGGUGCUAAUACACUGCAGCGCUGGAAUCGGCCGGACUGGUACCUUUAUCUGCCUCGACCAACUGUGCCAUCAAGCGCGGUAUUAUCUGCAACCCGAUUUUCAACCAUGGAACAUGCAUCCCACUUGUAAAACGCCCACCAAUUUGGAUGAACCGGUGUAUGUCAAUCUGAAAUUCGAUUCUGAAGAAACGGCUAAUUCAUCUGCUAACAAUCACCGUGUUUCCGGCCUUAGUGCGGCAGCCUCAGAGCCAUGUGGUGAUGAGUACCCGAAUGGUGGAAGCCAAACCGCCGCAGGAUUGCUGUCCGGCGCUACACGCAACAAUGACACUCGAUCGAAUACGGCGCGUAGAAGACGCUUUGGUUUAGGUCGACGAAAAUCGCAUUGCAUCGACAUUUACAAAAUUGUGCUUUGGUUACGCUCCAACCGGAGCUAUAUGGUCCAAUCAGAGGAACAAUAUCUUUUCAUUUACCAGUAUUUGUCUUAUUUUAUACAGAAAGUUAACGAUUCCGAACAAAUCUAUGUGAACGUUUAACCCCAAUUUGGGCUCCGACAAAUCAUACGAAGCCAGCUUACAGCACAUCAUUUCACCAUGCUUGUGAGCCCACCACCCUCCUGUCCACCCUAGAACCACAUCGAGUAUUUUGUAUUUUAAUGGAUCGCUUUGGCAUCAAGCACUCUUUGCUCAUUUUGAUUUUACCAAAUAUACACUCGCCCGAUCGUAAUGCAUCUCAUCAGUAUCACAUAUCCUGGCGCUGGAAUUACGUAGAUGAAUUGGGCACACAAGCCCAAGUACAG